This is a messenger RNA of Panonychus citri (citrus red mite), 1220 nucleotides long. It is a transcript of the gene Gip, whose product is annotated as putative hydroxypyruvate isomerase. Gene Ontology annotation, biological process: glyoxylate metabolic process. Gene Ontology annotation, molecular function: hydroxypyruvate isomerase activity. Bases 142 to 951 code for a protein of 269 amino acids. The record is from RefSeq and is a predicted model, not a curated record. NCBI's taxonomy places the organism in Eukaryota, Metazoa, Arthropoda, Arachnida, Trombidiformes, Tetranychidae. The transcript has a single exon.
UCUUAAAAUAUCCAAGGAAAGGAAAAAGCAAGUGAGAGAGAGAUAAACAUGUGAAUAUUAUCAUUUGUCUUUCGUCAGUUAAUUGAAUCAUUUAAUUUUUCUCUUGUGUUAAUUAUUGAGCAUUUUAAUUGUGAAUCCAAAAUGUAUAUCAAAUUUGCCUGUAAUAUUUCAACCAUGUUCACCGAUUUGCCGACACUCAAGGAAAGAUACGAAUACAUUUGUUUCAGAUCACCGAUACACUUUGACGCAGUUGAAUGUCAAGAUCCGUACAUUUUAUCAAUCGAUGAAUGGAGAGAAAUAUUUGAUUCAUGUUCCAAACGUGGAGCUAAAUUACCUACAUGGGAACUGAUUAAUUCCCCUGCUUUGUUCAACGUUUUCCCUGGUGAACAAGUUCCAACCUUUGAUGAAUAUAAACGAACCGUUCUUGAGAAGACACUUGAAUAUGCUAAAUUUCUGGGCUGUUCAAAGGUUCACCUAAUCCUUGGUGAUCUUUCCUGUAAACAGAAUAAUCCUGAUGAACUUAAUCCGAAUAGUGAAAAAAUUGUUAACCUUUUAUAUGAUUCAGUUCACUAUUUGGGCGAGGAAAAGAUUACCUGUCUAAUUGAACCGCUUUCACUUAAGGAGAGGGAAAAUUAUUACCUCAGAUCUUACAAAUUGGGCUAUCAAAUUGUCCAAAAUUGUAAACAUGAUAAUUUACGUCUCUUAACUGAUAUUUAUCAUCUUCAACGAUUAGAAGGAAAUUUAUCUGAAACAAUUAGGAAGUACAUGCCAUUAACUGGACACGUUCAAGUUUCUCAGGUUCCAUGGAGAGAUAAUCCUUUCAAUACUGGUGAGAUUGAUUAUCGUUACAUCUUGAAGAUAUUGAGAGAUGUUUAUUUCGGUUACAUUGGAUUAGAGUUUAAAUGUUCAACCUUAACGGAUUUAUCAUGGAUUUCAAGUUAUACCCGAUGAAUUAACGAUACGAUUAACACGAACCAUGGGGAACACAAAUGAAGAUACUGAAUGGAAAACAUCGCCAUUUUGUUCAUUUUUUUAUCUCUUUCUCUUUAUUAUUAUCUUUCUAAUUACAUAAUUAACUCAUUUAAGAAUUAAUAUUUACUCUGUUCAAGUGCCUUCACCGUUUGUCAUUUAUACCCAAUCUAAUCAAGAGAUUAGUAAAUUAGUUGAACAAAUAGAAAGUAAAAUCUUAGAAAAACAAUAAAAGUUUUAUGAACUUUGGA